Tricharina praecox is the source of this 1130-nucleotide messenger RNA. RefSeq lists its product as uncharacterized. Lineage: Eukaryota; Fungi; Ascomycota; Pezizomycetes; Pezizales; Pyronemataceae. Bases 245 to 1018 code for a protein of 257 amino acids. The transcript is spliced from 2 exons. The record is from RefSeq and is a predicted model, not a curated record.
GAGCUUAGCCCGCGCAAAUAUACACAGGUUCUUCGGACGAAAUAAUACAUUUGAUCACACGCUAUCACUCUGUAUCCGAGUGACAUUCCAUGCACACUGUAAGGCGGAAAACAACAAACUCUAAGUCAACCCGUAACAGAACCAUCCACGACCCGAAGGAAGGAAGUGAGUCUUUCAGGGAGCUCUCGCUCAGAGUGUCGAUCAAAUGUAGCCAGUACUGGAUAACAUCACGAAGAUACCUCGGAUGGACUCAACGUAUGAUAGUAUCCGUCACAGUACGCACUACAUCGCUCGGCAAUCACGUAUAUACGCCGGACGUCUUUUGAUUCCUAGCCAGCCAACAAACGUCCCGUGGGGAACCAGUCCUCGGAGGAUAUCAUACACAUACAUGCACGCGGAACCACGCCGCAAAAGACAUCAUACAAGUACAUCCACCGCGCCGCCAACCACCACCGAUCUACCCUCAAUUAUCAUACGCCAAUCUCAGGAACGUGCCCUGCGUGUAUUCUACGCGGCCCCCGGUCCUAAGUUCGCCAUCGACAAUAGUCUGGCACUGUUCCGCCACGCGCGCCAGCAUCUCCGCGGCCUGGGCGCAGUCAAUGGCACACUCUUCGUCGCCGCUGUUCGCACGGUCAGUGAGCAGUGUUCUAUGUACGUAAACACUCGUGAUGCAGCGACUCACACAAGGCUCAGGUUCGCCGAGAACAGACUCAGCAUUGUGGUGGAAUACGGCGCUGCCGGCUUUGCGCACUUCGUCCGGGCAGCCAGCGUGCCCGUGGCAAGGAGCGCGUCUGUGAGGAGUGGGGAGCCUGCGUGCGUGUCGCAGAUGAUGGUGGUGGCAUCGCUCCGUCGGCCUGUGCUGGCCACCGGGGCCGCGAGGGUUGUGGAAACGGUGCAGAGGCUGAGGAGGAGGAAAGACAGUGUGGCGUGCAUUAUGAUGGCUGUGUGUAUGGAAGGAAGGAAAGAAAGAAGGAAGGAAGAGUUGGCCGAUGAUGAUGAUGAUGACGACGUAGAUUGAGGGACAAAGGCUGGUUAUAUAUACUUAGCUACGUACAGUAGUAUCACCAAUUUCCAACUGACAUUCUCGGGCCCCAAUAGCCGCUCGCGGAUAGCCGCUAGCACAACAUUAC